AUGCUAGACAUACAUGCGUUCGGCACAUCGGACGAUAGGCCUCCAGUCUCCAGAAAAUCUCCGAUUUGCAUGCUCCAUGAAGCGCCAGGCCAACGCAAGCUAUGGCCACGCACGCCUCUGGCUCAAACGGCUGCUCUCGGCCCGGCUCAUGGAGGGGGAUUAAUUUCAGUCGCGACAUUUGACAAGCGAAUCGCAACGAGAGUUGCCACGGGCGCAAUUGAUGAUUGCACGGCGGCCAGGAUAGCCUUAUGGGCAGCCAAGAGCGGGCGUCGAUUCGAUCAGCCUGCUCACCCUCCUUCUCUCCCCCUCCAGAGCAUCACUAGCCCCGGCUUCGAGACGGUCUGGAAUAGGUUAUUGCGGAUGUCGCCAUGGAUGGAGGGCGCGCGCAGGAGGGAUUCUGAUCAAUCGGCCACUCCCUCGGUGCUACUGCAUCGGUUCGCCUGCAGUGAUCGCGUCGCCAUCAGAUUAGCCCUCGACGAUGGUCGUCCUCUUGCUUAUUCCGGCAUCUCCUCCUAUCGGGACGCCAAACUGAUUGGCCGCUGGGCCUGCGUCGGGGUGGCUGUGUCGCAUCCUGGCCCUCGUUUCCACCUUGACAGGCUGGGCGCGCCAUCCCAGGGAUUGGCAUUUGUCAACUUGUCGGCUUGUUCCUUCGACUCGACGCCUCGCCUACCAGAUUGGGACGUGAUGAUGGUGGCGUUUUCCGUCCUCGCAGAAUCGGUCUGGGUUGCCUUUUGGAUGGUUCUGGAUUGA
Messenger RNA from Aspergillus sclerotioniger CBS 115572, 750 nucleotides. RefSeq lists its product as uncharacterized. NCBI's taxonomy places the organism in Eukaryota, Fungi, Ascomycota, Eurotiomycetes, Eurotiales, Aspergillaceae. The record is from RefSeq and is a predicted model, not a curated record. The transcript has 4 exons. The coding region runs from base 1 to 750 and encodes 249 amino acids.